Podarcis raffonei (Aeolian wall lizard) is the source of this 3418-nucleotide messenger RNA. It is a transcript of the gene MME, whose product is annotated as membrane metalloendopeptidase. Gene Ontology annotation, biological process: amyloid-beta clearance; protein processing. The record is from RefSeq and is a predicted model, not a curated record. The coding region runs from base 496 to 2748 and encodes 750 amino acids. The transcript is spliced from 23 exons. NCBI's taxonomy places the organism in Eukaryota, Metazoa, Chordata, Lepidosauria, Squamata, Lacertidae. Gene Ontology annotation, cellular component: plasma membrane. Gene Ontology annotation, molecular function: metalloendopeptidase activity.
CAGGAACAGCGGAGAGGCUGGAUCGCAACCAGACAGCGCAGCUCGCCCCUGCCCCUCUCUCUCUCUCUCUCUCUCUCUCUCUCUCUCUCUCUCUCUCUCUCUCUCUCUCCUGCAAGGGAAGAGUAAAACCCACUCUCUCCUCGCUCUCGCUCUCUGAUCCGCGGCUGCCUCGGCUGGUUUGGCAAUGCCUGGGUGGCUCUUCGCACGACCCGCCGCCUGAGUCCAGGGGGAGCGCCGGGAGCGCAGCGCCUGCCGCCGCCCCCUCUCCGCCCCUCCAUCCCAUCUCGCGGACCUGAGCGCCGCCGCUUCCCUGGAGGCUCCUGCCGGCUGACUUCUUCUCUUCCUCCUCCUCCUCCUCCUUCCUGGGUCUUCCCACGGCGGCGCCUCUCUCUCUCUCUUCCCCCCUCCGCUUGCGCUUUCUUCUCUCCAUCGGUCGGUGAUGUGUCUAUUUACAUCAGCCCCGAACUUCUCCCAGGAACAGCUCGACUCUAGGUUAUGGGCAAGUCAGAAAGUCAGAUGGAUAUAACUGAAAUGAACCUUGCAAAAGAAAAGAAAAAACUGCGAUGGAGUGCUCUGGAAAUCGGGCUUGCCGUUGUCGUUGCUCUCCUUGCUAUCAUAGCUAUCACCAUGAUCAUUCUGUAUGCAACCUAUGAUGAUGGUGUUUGCAAAACUUCAGACUGUAUAAAAUCAGCUGCCCGAAUCAUCGAAAACAUGGAUGCUACUUCAGAGCCUUGCAAAGACUUUUACCAGUAUGCCUGUGGAGGAUGGUUAAAGAAGAACAUCAUUCCAGAGACGAGUUCCCGUUAUAGUAACUUUGACAUUUUGAGAGAUGAACUCGAAGUUGUUUUGAAAGACGUCCUCGACAAGGCAAAGAGUGAUGAUAUAGAAGCUGUCAAGAAAGCAAAAACGCUCUACAGGUCUUGUGUAAACGAAACCGCUAUUGAUAGCAGAGGAGGCAAACCACUCAUUGACAUCUUGCCAACUUUUUCUGAUUGGCCUGUGGCAUCAGACUCCUGGGACGUCGAUUAUGGUGCUUCAUGGAAUGCAGAGAAGUCUAUCGCAGAAUUAAACUCUAAGUAUGGAAAGAAGGUCAUCAUUAGCCUGUUUGUUGGUACAGAUGAUAAAAACUCCACGCAACAUGUAAUCCAUAUCGAUCAGCCUGGACUUGGACUCCCUUCCCGCGAUUACUAUGACUGCGCUGGAGUAUACAAAGAGGCAUGUUCAGCCUAUGUUGAGUUUAUGAUUUCCGUAGCAAAGCUGAUCCGCCAGGAAAGAGGUCUUACGAUCGACGAGAACCAAAUUUCCACAGAAAUGAACAAAGUUAUGGAUCUGGAGAAGGAGAUUGCAAAUGCUACAACCAAAGCUGAUGACAGAAACGACCCUCUCCUGCUGUACAAUAAAAUGACACUCGCCAAUGUCCAGAAGAACUUCACUUUUGAAGUUAAUAACCAGCAAUUCAACUGGUUAACAUUCAUAAACCAUAUCAUGUCAACUGUGCAAAUUAAUAUUGACGAAACUGAAGAUGUGGUUGUUUAUGCUCCAGACUAUCUCAACAAGCUAAAAGCUAUCCUUAAUAAAUACUCUCCCAGAGAAAUUCAGAACUACAUGAGCUGGAGAUACAUAAUGGAUAUGGUAAACACUCUAAGUCGUAACUACAGGGACACAAGGAAUAAUUUCCGUAAGGUGCUUUAUGGCACAACCUCGGAUGCUGCUGUCUGGCGCCGUUGCGCAAACUAUGUCAAUGGCAACAUGGAGAAUGCUGUGGGAAGGCUGUAUGUACAAGAAGCAUUUGCUGGAGACAGUAAACACGUGGUGCAAGAGAUGAUCACUCAGAUUCGUGAGGUUUUUAUACAAACACUUGAUGAGCUCAAUUGGAUGGAUGCAGAAACCAAAAAGAAAGCAGAAGAAAAGGCCAUAGCAAUCAGAGAAAGAAUUGGCUACCCUGAUGAGAUUCUGACGGAUACUAAUAAGCUGAAUGCGGAAUACAAAGAUCUGCACUACAAAGAAGAAGAAUAUUUUGAGAACAUUAUUCAGAACUUAAACUUUAGCCAGAAGGAAAGGCUGAAGAAGCUUAGAGAAAAAGUGGACAAGGAAGAGUGGAUAAGUGGCGCAGCUGUCGUCAAUGCCUUUUAUUCAGCAAGCAGGAAUCAAAUUGUCUUUCCUGCUGGCAUUUUGCAACCACCUUUCUUCAGUGCAGCUCAGCCUAAAUCCUUGAAUUAUGGUGGCAUUGGCAUGGUCAUUGGGCAUGAAAUCACUCAUGGCUUUGACGAUAACGGUAGAAAUUUUAAUGAGAAUGGGGACCUUGUAGACUGGUGGAGUCAAACAUCUGCAACAAAUUUUAAGAAGCAGUCUGAGUGCAUGGUAAACCAGUAUGGAAACUUCAAAUGGGAUCUGGCUGGUGGACAAAAUCUCAGCGGAAUCAAUACCCUUGGUGAAAACAUUGCCGAUAAUGGUGGCAUCAGACAAGCAUACAGGGCCUAUGAAAAGUUUGUAGAGAAGAACGGAGAGGAGAAGCUGCUCCCCGGACUCGACUUCAACCAUAAGCAGCUGUUCUUUCUGAACUUUGCACAGGUAUGGUGUGGGACAUACAGGCCGGAAUAUGCUAUCAACUCUAUUAAAACAGAUGUCCACAGCCCAGGCCAAUUCAGGGUCCUAGGAACACUGCAGAACACAGCAGAGUUUUCUGAAGCCUUUAAGUGUACCAAUGCGGAAUACAUGGACCCCGUGAAAAAGUGCCGCAUUUGGUGAUGAAGGUACAUAGAGUGGACUCGAAGGAGAAGAAGCUUUCCAGAAAUUGAGAAUGUUUUGAGGAUGGCCAGAGUGGAUUUGUCACAAAAAAAGGAACGAUAACAGAGACAUACCAAGUGAUGCAUUUUCUAGAAAGGGAGGAGGAGGAGAAAACCUCGCUAAGGCAGCGACUGCCAACAAUUACUCUGGCGAAACUUGGGAAAUGAUAAAUCACUGCAUACUUAAGGGUUCUUCAUUUCUUUUCCCCACAAUGAUCUUUACCAUUUUAAUCCUGCUUUCCAUUUAGCCUGCAGAUUCUAUUUCAUGUUUUACCCUUUCCAUCGCCACGUUUUUCUGUGAAAGUGAGUCCCACCGAUUCCAGUGAAACUUGUUUCCAGGAAAGCGCAUUCAGCCUUAAUGACCUGCCGUCCCAUGAAGGUGUUCCGAUAUUUAUAAAUCAGACGAAAGAAGGGAGCACCAAGCCACACGGUAGCUUGGACAUGUGUCAAGUGAGUCCAAAGCCUACGAUGUGGUUUCUCACACAUCUCCUAUUACGGCUGGCGUGCUUCACCAAAUGCUUGUGUCUCCCAAGGUGGCCUUGGGAACUGCGAGGUCUGAAGGAAAAAAGAACCCUAUAAGGGACGAUAGCGAUUUGCCAUUUGUAAAUGCUCAAAAAUCGGUGCACCCUUUU